AUGAGUGCCAACGAGAAGUUUGAAAAGAUCCAAGAACGGCUUUCCAAGUUACAGCCCCCUGUGUUGCGCACAGCGUCACAGAUUGAAGACAAGUGGGAUAGGCUCGCUGGAGAUUUCAGGAAGGUGUUUGACUGGGAUAAGAACACCCCAAGUGGAAAGCCGUCGUAUUGGGACAUGCCGCCAGACAUGAAGAAGGACAACAGGAUGCCUCCGUCAUUUUCCAAGCCACUGUAUUUGAGCAUGUUGUGGUUGAAGGACCGGGCCAGCGUACAACCGCCGCGGGUUUUUGACAGCGCCAGGCCUUUCAAGACUGUCUCCUCAGAUGGCGGUUCUGGGAACACCGUGACUGGCGAGGAAUCCUGCCCUUUCACAGAGGCGGAGAUGGACGGCAGGCCCGUGGAGAAGCCCCACGACAGCUCCGGGAUCGAACGCAGGGGGAAUGGCCAAGCAAACAAGCGCAACCGGUCUGCCGCAGGGUUGGGUGAUACUUUGCGUGCCAACAACGAGGCAACGAACAAGACUCUGCGGGAGAGUGAGGAACACAAGAACGCGCGUCAUCAAGAGACGACAGCCUUGAAAAAGCAAGAAUUAGAGUUGGAAACCAGAAAAGUGGCCUUGGCCGAAAAGAAUGCAGAGCAAGCCAAAGAAACGGGUGCAGGACUGAUUGGCGCAUUGGGCUCGCUUGCCGAAGCUGUUUUGAAGCUAGCUAAUAAGUAA
Messenger RNA from Klebsormidium nitens, 717 nucleotides. The record is from the annotation of a GenBank genome assembly. Lineage: Eukaryota; Viridiplantae; Streptophyta; Klebsormidiophyceae; Klebsormidiales; Klebsormidiaceae.